Messenger RNA from Trichechus manatus latirostris (Florida manatee), 2209 nucleotides. RefSeq names its product A-kinase anchoring protein 17A (gene AKAP17A). Lineage: Eukaryota; Metazoa; Chordata; Mammalia; Sirenia; Trichechidae. Gene Ontology annotation, molecular function: RNA binding; protein kinase A binding. Gene Ontology annotation, biological process: regulation of RNA splicing. Gene Ontology annotation, cellular component: nuclear speck; cytosol. Bases 179 to 2209 code for a protein of 676 amino acids. The record is from RefSeq and is a predicted model, not a curated record. The transcript is spliced from 7 exons.
GGCGUCGGGGACGCAAGGAGCUCCGCCGGCGGCGGCGGCCUGGGACGAGGCGGAGCCCCGCGCCGGUGAGCGCCGCCCGGCCCGGCCUACCCGGCGACAGCCGCGCCUUCCGCAGGCCAGGCCGUGGGAGGGGUACCGGGGAGCGGCGGAGAGAGGCCGGAGGCCCCGUGCUCCGGCGAUGGCAGCGGCUACCAUUGUGCACGACACAUCUGAGGCGGUGGAGCUGUGCCCCCCGCACGGCCUGUACCUCAAGCCCAUCACAAAGAUGACCAUCAGCGUGGCCCUGCCACAGCUGAAGCAGCCGGGAAAGUCCAUCUCCAACUGGGAGGUGAUGGAGCGGCUCAAGGGCAUGGUGCACAGUCACCAGUUCUCCACGCUGCGCAUCGCCAAGAGCACCAUGGAUUUCAUCCGCUUCGAGGGCGAGGUGGAGAACAAGAGCCUGGUGAAGUCCUUCCUCGCCUGCCUGGAUGGCAAGACCAUCAAGCUCAGUGGCUUCUCUGACAUCCUGAAGGUGCGUGCCGCUGAGUUCAAGAUUGACUUCCCCACGCGCCAUGACUGGGACUCCUUCUUCCGCGAUGCGAAGGACAUGAACGAGACCCUGCCGGGUGAGAGGCCGGACACCAUCCACCUGGAGGGGCUGCCGUGCAAGUGGUUUGCCCUGAAAGAGUCGGGUUCGGAGAAGCCCAGCGAGGAGGUGCUCGUCAGGGUGUUUGAGAAGUUCGGGGAGGUCCGCAACGUGGACAUCCCCAUGCUGGACCCGUACCGGGAGGAGAUGACCGGCCGCAACUUCCACACGUUCAGCUUCGGGGGGCACUUGAACUUUGAAGCCUACGUCCAGUACCGCGAGUAUGCGGGCUUCAUCAAGGCCAUGAGUGCCCUGCGUGGCAUGAAGCUCAUGUUCAAGGGCGAGGAUGGCAAGGCCGUGGCCUGCAACAUCAAGGUUUCUUUUGACUCAACCAAACACCUGAGCGACGCCUCGAUUAAAAAGCGGCAGCUGGAGAGGCAGAAGCUUCAAGAACUGGAACAGCAGAGAGAAGAACAGAAACGCAGAGAGAAGGAAGCAGAGGAGAAGCAGCGAGCAGAGGAAAGAAAGCAGAAGGAGCUGGAGGAGCAGGAGCGGGAGCGGAAGAGGGAGGAGAAACUGCGUAAGCGGGAGCAGAGACAGCGGGACCGCGCGCUGCGCCGCAGCCAGAAGAAGCUGGAGCGGCUGCAGGCCGAGGAGCAGAGGAAGCUGCAGGACAAGAUCAAGUCGGAGGAGAGGAAACUGCUCCUCGCACAGAGGAACCUCCAGUCCAUCCGGCUGAUCGCCGAGCUGCUGAGUAGGGCCAAGGCCGUGAAGCUGCAGGAGGCUGAGCGACAGGAGGAGCGGCAGCGGCUGCAGGCGCAGGAGGAGCGGCGGCGGCUGCAGGAGGCGGAGCUGCGGCGCGUAGAGGAGGAGAAGGAGCGCGCGCUGGGGCUGCAGCGCAAGGAGCGCGCUCUGCGGGAGCGUCUUCUCAGCAUCUUACUCAGCCGCCAGGCGGACGCGGCGCCGCGCGCGCAGGACGAGCUGGGCGCGGCACACGCUGACCUGCUGCAGCCAGUCCUGGACAUCCUGCAGAGCGUGUCGGCCGGCUGCACGGCCGCCGCCCCACCCAAGGAGGCUUCGGCACGCCCGGAAGCCGCGCCCCAUCCCCGAGAUGUGAACGGGAGCGUGGCCCAGAAGGCCCCUGGUGCGGAUGCCACGAACUCCUGCGCCGCCCCAGCCGUAGGCUCGCCCGAGAAGGGGUGCCCGGGAGUCCUGGCAUGCAUUCCCGACAACACGCAGCAGCCCAAGGGGGCGCCCGCCAGCGGCCAGAACUCGCCCAAGAGGGAUGCCUGCUCCGAGCAGGACAAGUGCAACCGUGCACCCAGCCCGAGCCGGGGCCGUGCCAGCCGGGACCGUGGCGCCGACGGCCGCCGCGGCCACAGGAGCAGCACCAGCCGCAAGCGUAGCCACCGCCGCAGUGGGCGCUCGCGCUCGCGCUCCGCCAGCCGGCAGCGGAGCACUUGGAACAGGACGAAUGUGCAGACUGACGGUUUUGUCUCAGACAUGCCGCGUAAAUACACCGUUCCUACCAGGGUUUUUGUGUGUGUCCGGGACAUGCACACAGCCGGCUGCAGGUGGGUGGCCGAAGACUGUGGACUGCGCAGUGCCACCUGGGGCGCUGAAGACAAAGUCUUUCCCUUGUGA